UACGCCAAGUGCACCAAACAUGAGAUCCAGAGCGCCGUGAAGGUGGUGUUGUCCUGGACCAUCUCCAUCAACUGCAUCACGGCGGCUCUGGGCGCGCUCUCCCUCUACAACAUGAGCACCGGGGACAAGUUCAGCCGAGGCAAGUCUGCGCGCUGCGGGCUGGUCUUCUCCGUGGGCAAGUUCUUCAGGUGGAUGGUGGACAGCCGGGUGGCGCUGAGGAUCCACGAGCACGCCGCCAUCUACCUGACCGCCUGCAUGGAGAGUCUGUUUAGGGAGGUGCUGGGCCGCGUCCUGCGCAGCGCGCUGGUGGAGAGGGACAACGGCAUCCCCAAGUUGACGGUGGAGACCCUGGAGCAAGCCAUCAACGGUGACUCGGAGAUGUGGGGUCUGCUGCAGCCCUACCAACACCUCAUCUGCGGCAAGAACUCCAGCGGUG
This is a messenger RNA of Cynoglossus semilaevis (tongue sole), 436 nucleotides long. Its product is annotated as ankyrin repeat and BTB/POZ domain-containing protein BTBD11-A-like. Gene Ontology annotation, cellular component: nucleosome. The transcript has a single exon. The annotation marks the transcript as partial. Gene Ontology annotation, molecular function: DNA binding; protein heterodimerization activity; structural constituent of chromatin. Lineage: Eukaryota; Metazoa; Chordata; Actinopteri; Pleuronectiformes; Cynoglossidae. The record is from RefSeq and is a predicted model, not a curated record.